Molecule: messenger RNA, 1161 nt
Organism: Salvelinus namaycush (lake trout)
Lineage: Eukaryota; Metazoa; Chordata; Actinopteri; Salmoniformes; Salmonidae
Gene: med20
Product: mediator complex subunit 20
Exons: 4
Coding region: 74-709 (211 amino acids)
Biological process (GO): regulation of transcription by RNA polymerase II
Cellular component (GO): mediator complex
Molecular function (GO): transcription coactivator activity
Source: RefSeq, a predicted model, not a curated record
CCGGAAACAGACCAUUUUUCAGCAGGAAGCGUGUUCAUUUUCGUAGUAAGAAAAUAACAAACGUCUUGAAUCAAUGGGGGUGACUUGUGUGUGUCAGGUGCCUUUGGCAGAGGGAAAGAGUGUGCAGCAGACAAUAGACAUUCUGCACAAGAAGUUGGAGCAGUUGGGCGCUGUGAAGCAGGGAAACUUUACUGUGGACUGUGAGACGUACCAUGCCACAGGAAAUGCCAGUGGCCAGCCCACCAAACUCCUGUAUGUGAUGCAUAACUCAGAAACCCCCCUGAGCUGCUUAGCCCUGUUCGAAGGAGGUCCCUGCCUCACAGCAGAUGGAAACUUUGACGUGCUCAUGAUUAAGCUGAAAAGCCACUUCCAGAACGCCAAGGGGCACAAGGUAGAGAGCCGUGGUUCCCGCUACCGCUAUUGUGAUUUCCUGAUAAAGGUUGGAGCAAUAACAAUGAGCUCCAGCGCAAGGGGCAUUUCAGUAGAGGUGGAGUACUGUCCCUGUGUGGUCCCUGGGGACUGCUGGAACCUGAUGAAAGAGUUCAUGCAAAGCUUCCUGGGCCCCAGCAUCCCGGAGCUGCCCUCUGUGUUCGCCACCAAGCCUGAGGGCCUCUAUGUGCCCGCGGACUGUGUUGACACCAUGACCCAGUACCUGGAGUUGUUCAGCAAAGUGCGCAAACAGCAGGUGCUCCCAGGGACCACACGUUGACAUCUUCAUGGCAGCAGGAAUGUCCUGGAUAAUCUCAGCUGAUAAAGAAGCACCACCAAGAGGACAGCAGUACUUCCUCCACACCCCAACACAAGCAACAUGUAAUCUUAAGAUACAAUGUUGUGUAAUUUAAAUUGUACUGAGUGUCAGUACAGCAACUCAAACUGAUCAAAGGAUUUCACAACCACCACUGCAAGGAAUAUAUCAUGGCAAAAAUUAGAACAAAACCUUACUGGUUGAAGUCUGAACUCUUGAAGGAAUAAUGUUGUGUCCCAAAUGUCUUGUGGAUUAUCCUUGUGAGUAAUCGGUUUAAAGGACCUUCAGUUUAGAUACCAAUGUUGUAUCUGGGCAUUAUGGUCAUACUAAUAGUUGGUUAUUUUGAUUUAAAAAUUGCCUGACAACACUUUGUAACACUGUUUUUUUUAAACUCAAUAAACCUAUGUUUACCUUAC